Molecule: messenger RNA, 5732 nt
Organism: Cimex lectularius (bed bug)
Lineage: Eukaryota; Metazoa; Arthropoda; Insecta; Hemiptera; Cimicidae
Gene: spg
Product: dedicator of cytokinesis protein 3
Exons: 36
Coding region: 222-5639 (1805 amino acids)
Biological process (GO): small GTPase-mediated signal transduction
Cellular component (GO): plasma membrane; cytoplasm
Molecular function (GO): guanyl-nucleotide exchange factor activity; small GTPase binding
Source: RefSeq, a predicted model, not a curated record
UAGGCCGCGCAUGCCUCUUCUAAUCUGGCAUCCGUCAAAAUGGUCUUUCACCAAAGGCUACAAACAAUGUCCCGUUGAAAAGGUAAAUAAAUAAAUUAAAAGAAAAAAAAUGUUUUCGGGAAGAUUCGAUUGAAAAAUAAGUAUAAACGUGACUAUGUAAAAACCGGUGACAGUUUGAAAAGAGUUUUUAAUAAUAGGAAAAAGAGAAAAGAAAAACCAAGAUGUGGACACCUAGCAAAAACAAAAGAUACGGCAUUGCCAUCUACAACUGGAAAGGAGAAGUGCGCUUUGGCCUGCCACUCGAGAUCGGUGACACAUUGCAAAUUUUUGAAGAGUGCGAAGGAUGGUACAGGGGCUACUGCAUGAGGAACCGUUCUAUCAAAGGGAUAUUCCCUGCAUCCUACAUACAUAUAAAACCACACAAGACUGACGAUGUGAGCUGCUGUGAACCAGUGACACCGGCGGAAGACCCUGUCAUACACGAGGUGACACAAGUCCUCCGAGAAUGGAACACAAUAUGGAAGAAUUUGUUUGUCGCGAGGGAAAAUUACAAGUUUACAACUUUGAGGAAAGUGAUGCGAGAACUGGUCGACUGGAGGCGAGAACUACUCACAGGGACGCUCACGCACGACCAGAUGCGUGAGAUGCGCCUCAACGUCACUUCGAAAAUUGACUGGGGUAACAGGAAAUUAGGACUGGACCUUGUACCGAGAUGCGGGUCGGAUAUGGUCGACCCUUCGACAGUGAGCGUCAUCGAGCUGCAUCAAGUCCAUGUCGAGAGUUCAGAAAGUUCGAUCGGCCCUUCGUCGAGGGGUACGCUCAAAAGGCGUGGUGAGAACAGCAAAGCACUUUCGCAUCAUUUGUACCUGUGUAUGAGGGAUUUUGGGCACAACGUGGGAGAAACGACUGAAGUCUAUUUGUCUCUCUACGAUGCCAAGAAAGCAGCGUAUAUAAGCGAGAGAUUCCUCGUCAAGAUAUCGAAAGACGGGUUUUCAAAUUAUAUUGAAAAGCUGAACAGCAACUGCACAAUUUUCACUGAUCUGGGUAGCAGUGAUUUGACAAAAGAGCUUUAUAUUGUGGCAUAUGUGUAUCGCAUCGGGAAAAUGCUGGCGUCUGAAUCGGCCAAGGCGAAAAUCCUAUCCGGUGGGAAGGAGUCCAGCUUUGGCGGAGUGUCUGUGGGUGGGAGCACAGGAAGUUUCAAGCGACCGCACGCAGUAGCCGUGCUUAACAUCGGAGAUGCGGUGACUGGCUCGAAUGCCGAAGAACGAGAGUUCUCAUUCAAGGCGUACCAGACUGAGGACAAAGACUUCCACCAGCUCCACGAGUUCAUAAUAAGAAAACAGACGAACAAGUAUUCGCCGCUUUCCGGCCAACCGAACUACGGCAUUGUCAUAUCCCUCCGUGUUCUGCACGGCGAGCUGGCACAGGUUCGUGAGGAGAACCCACUUCUCCUGAAGAACAUCACACUGACUAAGAAGCUCGGCUUUCCUGACGUUAUAAUGCCAGGCGACGUUAGAAACGACCUGUACAUCACGUUGGAAAGGGGCGAGUUUGAGAGGGGUGGCAAGUCGACUGGUAAGAACAUCGAAGUCUCCCUCAUGGUCCUCGAUGCUCAUGGGAAUCCGAUCGACGACUGCGUAUGGGGGGCGAGUGGGACUGAAGGUUCUCACAUGUACCGCUCGGCGAUCAUGUACCACCAAAACUCUCCCAUUUGGUCCGAGACGAUCACGCUGGCCGUGCCGAUCGAAAAGUACCAAGCCGCUCAUUUACGCCUUGAAUAUCGACAUUGCUCCACAAGAGACAAAGCAGACAAUAAAAAAAUCAUUGGGUUCAGUUUUGCAAGGCUGAUGGAGCCGAGUGGAGCCACUCUUCAGGAUGGGAUUCAUGAGCUCCUCGUAUACCGUUGCGAUGACACAGCAAAGAUGAAGCCCCAUCUUUACUUAAUGAUGACAUCAUCAUUCAAAGACUUCACUUGCAAUGGGCAGGUCCAUUACGCUGCUUCGCACAAGGAGAGCGUUGUAAUCAAAAGCCUACUAUGCUCAACAAAGCUAACGCAGAAUAGUGACCUUCUGGCACUACUCCAGUGGAAAGCGAAACCGGAAAGGAUUCAAGAAGCACUGACUCGUGCGUUGCACCUUGACGGGGAGGAGCUCGUCAAAUUUUUGCAGGACGUUCUCGACGCUCUUUUCGCCAUGUUUUCGACUGAGGAUGGCAACUCAACGCAAUAUUCAGGCCUUGUUUUUCACGUUCUUGUGAGCAUCCUUAGCCUGUUGAACGACAACAAAUUCCAGCAUUUCAAGCCCGUCGUUGAUGCCUAUGUUAAAAAUCACUUUGCAGCUGCAUUGGUUUAUAAGGGCUUGUUGAGUUCGGUUCAGCACUGUGCCGAUUGGGUCGGAGCUGUUGAAAAGCAGGAGCCGAUCCUCAAGUGCUUUCGUUCGCUCGAGUCAAUAUUCAAGUUCAUAGUUGUGUCUCGAAUACUUUUCGCUCGAGCGACGAAUGGCCAAUAUGAGGAGAGUUUCAACCGCGACCUGUACGGUGUUGUCGAACGGCUCAACGCCGUUCUCGCCUCGUCGAACCCAAACAUCGUGAGCACUCAGGUCGGUCUCAUUGAAAGCCUGAGUGGGACUUACGACCAGAUAUGCUGCGUACUGCCGCCCGUCGAAGUCGCAAGGCUAGUCGCAACAAGCCUCGACACCCUCGGGAGCAACAGGCCGCAAUUGCUCAAGGCGAAACUUGUCGCCAUGCUCGCCCUCGUUGAGGGGAAACUCUUCCAGAACAACGAAUCACGAUCAAUACUGCUAAAUACAAUCUGCAAGCAUAUACGACUCCACCUAGCUCGUAGAGAAGAGCUUCGUCUCAUUCCGGAUAUUCUUGGAAAAAUAAUCAACUUCCUUUAUAAACUUCAGAGGGUUGACGAUGAAGGCGGGAAGGUUGAUAAUUGUUUACAUCAUGACAUCGAGGUCGUCUGUAUCAACAUGCUCGAUAUUCUCGUGCAGACAGUCAUUAUUAUAAUUGACAGAUCCACACCUGUCCUCGGGAGCCUAGUAGGAUGCUUGAUUGGAUUGCUCCAGCUCAUGAAACAGCCGCAUUUCAAAUGUUUGUCCUCGAUUGAGCCAAAGAGGUUCAAAGAGCUCCUUCUCCAUUUGCUCCUCGUCCUGCGCGACCUACUCAAGCAGGACGUCUUCCCCGAAGACUGGUCAGUCGUACGGCUCGCAACCAAUUCGGUCCUUCUCAACACGAUGGGCAACAUAUCGACUGUUAUGUUUAAAUCGCUCGGCUCGUUCGACGUCCAGGUCUGGAGCAACUAUUUCAACCUGGCGGUCGCGUUUCUCACCCAGCCGUCGCUCCAGGUAGAAAAGUUUUCCGAAGUCAAACGAGAAAACAUACUGAGCAAGUAUGGUGAUAUGCGGGUCAAAAUGGGCUUCCAGAUAAUAGACGUCUGGUCGAAUUUAGGAGAGCAUAAAAUCAACUUCAUACCGUCUAUGGUAGGGCCGUUUCUUGAGAUAACUCUCGUCCCUGAGCCGGAACUGCGUAAGGCUACGCUCGGAAUUUUCUUCGACAUGAUACAGUGCGAGUACAAAGUGCAAGGCAAUUUCAAAAAGGUCGAAUCAGAACUGAUCGAGAAACUGGACAUACUGAUCAGUGAAAACAAGGGUGAUGAUGAGUACAGACAGUUAUUCAACACAAUGGAACAUUUAAGCACUGUAUUGCUCGAGAGAGUUCAGAAUGAGGAGCCGGCGUGGAAGGAGACAGGCUGGGUGUUCGUCACAUCCGUGACUCGGCUUCUCGAAAGGCUCCUCGACUAUAGGAGCGUCAUACACGGCGACGAGAACCGCGACAAACGUAUGUCGUGCACUUACAACCUUCUGAACUUCUACAAGAAUGAAAUCAACAGGACGGAAAUGUACGUACGGUACAUAUACAAGCUCGAAUCUCUUCAUAUAUCGGCGCAGAGCUACGCCGAAGCCGGGUUCACGCUACUGUUGUAUGCCGACUGUUUGUCGUGGGAGAACAACCACAUGAAGAAACUCGAGCUUUACCACCUCAUCCUCUCCUACUUCGGCAUGGCAAAGAUUUGGGAAAAAGGUAUACCUUUGCUUAAAGAGCUCGCUUAUAUUUAUGAAGAGCGUCUUUUCGACUAUGACGCCCUCGGUAAGGUCCUGCGUACACAGGCAAAAUUCUUUGACAACAUACUCCACCAGCCACGCCAGGAGCCGGAGUACUUCAGGGUCGGAUUUUACGGCACUUCUUUCCCUAUGUUCGUCAGAAAUAAGGUUUUUAUCUACCGAGGAUUGGAAUAUGAAAGGAUGGAAGCUUUUACCCAGCGUAUUCAAACGGAAUUCCCCGCUGCACAGAUUUAUUCAAAGAAUACGCCUCCACCCCAUGCGAUCUUGCAAUCGGAUACGCAGUACAUUCAAAUAUGCAAUGUGAAGCCAUUGAGCGAUGGACGCCUCCCGUAUCGACGAGAGGCACUGUGCGAAGUGCCGGAGAAGAUCACAAAGUUCUACCAGGUCAAUGACGUCUGUAAAUUUCAGCUCGACAGGCCGAUACACAAACCACAGAUCGACAAAGAGAAUGAAUUCAAGACGCUCUGGGUAGAAAGGACUGUGUUGAAAACGGCACAUUCGCUGCCUGGUGUCCUGCGAUGGUUCGAAGUUGUUGAAACUUCGACGGAGCAAGUGCCGCCGAUACGUUACGCCGUCGAGACGGUCCAUUCUGUAAACAGGGACCUUGCAGGCCUCAUCGCACAAUAUACCACAGAGCCGAUGCGCCACACAAACCCUCUAAGCAUGCGUCUUCAAGGUGUAAUCGACGCCAAUGUAAUGGGCGGUGUAGCCAAAUACCAGGAGGCAUUUUUCAGCCCUGAUUUCAUCCGCGCCAACCCUGAGUGGUCGCAGUACGUCUGUAAGCUGGACAACCUGCUUCAUGAACAGCUCGAGAUACUGCAAAGCGGACUCGUCAUACACGGUCAGCUGGCGCCGUCAGACAUGCAACCACUUCACCAGAGGCUCCAGGAGCGUCUGGUGCAACUCGCCGAGAAUCUGAACCAGCCAAUCGACAUCAGUUCAAUCUGUCCUAAAGAGUCGAAACAUCACGAAGAAUAUUCAAACUGCACCGUUUACUCACACAUGGCUGAAGAUGCAUAUUCGCAACCAACUGAGGUGAACGAGAUGAUCGACACCAAUGAACCACCGUUCGUACCUAGGCCGAAGUCGUAUUCAGUCAACGAAUUAGACGGCCCAAGGAGGCAUCAGAGGUCUCAUUCACGCACGAUAGCAGUACAAAGUAGCAAUGACGAGGCACCACCGUUGCCACCGAGAGGAUUUACACCAGACAAGAGGAACAGCUCGGCUGAGGUUCCUCCUGCUCCACCUAAACGACUCAUACACAAUCGAAAGGAAAACGAGUGGAACGAUGAUAACACGAGGGAUUCUGGCUACUCAGACGCAUCGCAGGUCCUGAACAACUUGAGCGUAAGCUACGAGGACUGGCAGAUCCCAAAUAGCUCGCCCAGCAGGGAAAACCAGCCGCCGCCUGUCCCGCCGAAGGCAUCCGUCAACAUGGACGACAUCGUGCUGAAUAUAAUACGAGAUUCGCCAAAGCAAAACGGUGAUGCGUCUCCCAAGGAAAACCAGUGAAAAUGAGUCUUGUUGAAUAUUUCUAAUAUAUUUAACUCAUUUUUAUUGUUAAAAACUAAACAAAAAUAGUUUAUAAUGAUUUUUGUUUAAAUA